Galdieria sulphuraria is the source of this 2346-nucleotide messenger RNA. RefSeq names its product glucosidase/ hydrolase, hydrolyzing O-glycosyl compounds. The coding region runs from base 118 to 2244 and encodes 708 amino acids. Gene Ontology annotation, molecular function: hydrolase activity, hydrolyzing O-glycosyl compounds. The transcript is spliced from 2 exons. The record is from RefSeq and is a predicted model, not a curated record. NCBI's taxonomy places the organism in Eukaryota, Rhodophyta, Bangiophyceae, Galdieriales, Galdieriaceae. Gene Ontology annotation, biological process: carbohydrate metabolic process.
GGAAUUUAUCAUUCAUCUUUUUCAUUUGGUUAUUGAAACCAUAGAAUAGCACGAAACAGUUGCGAGUUGAACACAGAAUAUUUCCUUACUAUCUGUGUAUCAUUAAGUUUCUUUAAGAUGGCGUUGGAAAGCUCUAAAGAUAGCGAUAUUUGGCUGCCUUUAUUACCUAAUGGAGGAGUGCUAUUGUGUUGGAAAGAAAAAACUUUACAGUGUUUCCGAAAGUCCUGUGAAAACAACAACGAAGAAAAUUCAAAAACAUACCAAUGGCAGUGUAUAGCCAAGGCAACUUUCUUUUGGCCUCCUUGUUGCGUCACCAACUUGCAGACCAACUGGAGACCCACAAAAAACAAUGUCUCGGGUACUAGUCAAGAAGAUAAUCCUGUCUCCAACAGGAUUGAAGCAGAGCACUGUUCGUUUUGUUGUUCUUGUGGGACAAAGUUGACCGUGCAGCUUUACCCAAAAAAGCUGUUGGAGAUUUCUGUGGUUUACGGUAACUUGGAAGAACACGGCCAUUUUUCCUCGGAAGUCUUCUAUCCCACUUUUCUUUUUGAGUUGCCUAUUUCUGGACAUUGGUAUGGCGGAGCGCACUCUCUUAGACAGUUUUGGCCUACAGAACGUGCCUGUUUAGAGUUGGGUCCUUAUUAUCCUUUUGAUAAUGGUCCACAAGGUCUUUGUGGUUUAGUAGACCCUUCUUGGGUUUCAUCCAAAGCAUCUAGACAAUGGAACAUUGGUUUGGAAAAUUUUGCUAAAGAAUUAUUACCUUUGGCAGAUUCUAAAGUACAAGGCAACGACAUUUUACACAUAGAGGCAAGAAGACAGUAUGACUUGUCUUCCAUAACACAUCCAUUAUCCAAUUCGUCGACAUUUCAUACUGCCUAUCCUUGCAUAGACUUUGUAUUAGGUAUAGAAGCCGAUGUUCGAAAGGCAACUGAACGGCUACUUGAUUAUUUACCGCAAUGUAACAAGAGUAAACCAUUUCAUGCUCUAGUUGAACAACCUAUAUGGACAACUUGGGCAAGAUAUAAACAAGACAUUACUCAACAAGAUGUAGAAAAUUUUGCACAAGAAAUAUGUGAACGGGGAUAUCCACAUUCUGUCCUAGAAAUAGAUGAUCGAUGGUCUCGGAAAUAUGGCGAUUUAGUAUUUGACGAAACUAAAUUUCCUCAUCCGGAAAAGAUGGUACAAAAGUUGCAUGACUUGGGUUUCCUAGUUACAUUAUGGGUCAUUCCAUUUGCUGAUGAAGACUCGGAAGCAGUUUUAAAGAACGAUGCUUCACCCAAAAAAUACUUUGUUAGACAAACACUCCAAAAUAGUAAUUCAAACGACCUGAUAGCAAGUUCAUCGUUUCGGUGGUGGCAGCCAACUACUGUAAAAGCUCUCGAUGUGACUAAUCCUGAAGCUUGUGAAUGGUUUUUGGAACAACUUUAUCGACUUCAAAGAGAAUAUGGAAUAGAUGGAUUCAAGUUUGAUGCAGGAGAGCCUUGUUUUCUUCCACAACAUCCAGCCUUUCGAGAAACGCUUCGCAUUCCCGACGAAUAUACAUUAUAUUGGAACUGCAAUAUAGCCUCUCAAUUUCCUAUUCGAGAAGUGCGAGCAGCUAGUCGUGGUUGUCAAGCUUAUGUUUCAUUUCUUCGAUUAUUUGAUAAAUUUUCAGUAUGGGACUUUGAUAAUGGUUUGGCAAGUAUUAUUCCAGCAACUCUAGUAGCAGGCAUUGUUGGAUAUCCAUUUGUUCUCCCUGAUAUUGUUGGAGGGAAUUGCUAUGAUGAUAGACAAUUGAGUGAAGAGUUAUUUAUUCGAUGGUUAGAAUUAAGCUUAGCUAUGCCAAGUGUUCAAUUAUCCGUAGCUCCUUGGCAGUUUAGUGAAGAUACUGUGAAGUUAUGUAGAGAACUCCUUACCAGUCGAAAGAGACUUUUGCCCUUUAUCGAUGACGCAAUGGAACAGUCACUGAAUACCGGAUGGCCUAUGAUUCGUCCUUUAUGGUGGACUUGUCCACAACUUACUGAAAGUUGGACCAUUGAUGAUGAGUUUACUGUUGGAGAUAAUUUACUUGUUGCUCCUGUUAUAGUUGCCCAUGAGAAUGAUCGAGAUAUAUUUUUUCCACCAGGAACUUGGCAAUUUCUUCCUUUGUUAGAUAGUAACAAGGAUAAUAGGAAGGAUUAUAACGGAGAUAUUAUUGGCCCUUGCUGGCUAAGACAAUUCCCUACUCCUAUUCAUAUUGUGCCAUGUUUUCGUCGUAUUAUUUAACUUGAUUCUGUUUGGCUUUUGUUAGGGUAGAUUCUGGUAUAAUUAAAGAAUUUGAGUUACUCUCAUAUUAUUCUUGUAAACUAGAGGAAAGAGAUAUGUUCA